CAGCUGGAGCCAGAGGAAGUGAGGCUGGGACCGAGCAGCUGCUGCGUGGGUCCAGCUAAGUGCAUGCAGCAGCAACUCCCUCACCCCGGAAAGAAGGCUCCUGCCCUGUGGACACCUAUAAUCAAAUGGGAUUCUGACACUUCAUGAAAUGUCAUUAUUUCGAGCAAUAAUGAACAGUGGCCUGUUUUGGAUUAGUUGAUGACCUUCAGGAGUGAUCCAAUGCUGUCUAUCACGGAGAAGCUGAAUGAAUAUACUCCAUUUGGAGUGAACAGCCCAGAUUGUUACUGAAUUUUCAAGAUGACAGAUCCAAUGAUGGAUUUUUUUGAUGAGGCCAAUCUUUUUGGUGAGACCUUAGAAGGUUUGUCAGAUGAUGCAUUUGUACAACCGGGACCUGUUUCGCUAGUUGAUGAACUGAACUUGGGUGCAGAGUUUGAGCCUUUACACAUAGACUCACUAAACCAUGUUCAAGGUACUCCAACACAUCAGAAAGUGACUGAUUUUGAACAAUUAAAUCAGUUUGAUUCAAUGAAAUUUCAUCAAGUUAAUCAAUCUUUUGGCAGCCCAGCUGAACAUGUAUUAUCUCCACACUCUCAGUUUAAUUGUUCUCCAAUCCACCCUCAAAACCAACCUAAUGGUUUGUUUCAAGAUGUAGCAGAUGGCAGUCCAAUGUGGGGGCAUCAGACAGCUACUAGUAUUUCUAAUCAAAAUGGAUCUCCUUUUCACCAAGGACAUUCACACACUAUGCAUCAAAAUAAAAGCUUUGUGUCACACCAUGAUUUUGCCUUAUUUCAGGCCAAUGAACAACAAACACAGUGUACUUCAUUAUGCUCCCAACAAAAUAGAAAUAAUCUUAACCCAGGGCAAAAUUCUCUUAGCCAGCCUAAAACUUUCAUAGAUGUUAAUGUUUCUGGUCCACACAGAGUCAAUGUUAACCAUCCAUCACAAAUAACUGAUACAUCUACUUCACAGCAGCCUUUGUCAAUGCAAUUUUCUCAAACGUCAAAUCCUUCAGUACACUUCCUCAAGUGUAGCAAUCAUCAGGAAGGAAAUUUUAAUGGACCUUCUCCAAAUAUGACUUCUUGUUCUGUCAGUAAUUCACAGCAGUUUUCUUCACAUUACUCCUUUUCAAAUAAUCAUGUAUCACCCAACAGUCUCCUUCAGUCAUCUGCAGUUCUUACACCCAGUCAUACCAGUCAGACACUAUCUGAUUUUACUGGAAGUAAUUCCUUUUCUCCUCAUAGGGGAAUCAAACAAGAUUCUGCUCAGCAUGUCCUAAACCCCAGUGCAUCACUGAAUUCAAAUAAUUUUCAAAUGUUGCAUUCAUCACAUCCUCAGGGUAAUUACAGCAAUUCAAAAUUAUCUCCUGUGCACAUGAACUUUCCAGAUCCUGUUGACUCAGGAACUCAAAUGGGUCAUUUCAAUGAUCAUGUAGAAACAAAUGGUUUUUCAUCUUUAGAAGAGAAUUUGCUUCAUCAAGUGGAAUCUCAUGCUGAGCCAUUCACAGGACUGGACCCAGAAGACCUUCUUCAGGAGGGUCUCCUUCCCCAAUUUGAUGAGUCAACAUUUGGACAAGAUAAUUCAAAUCAUGUCUUAGAUCAUGAUCUCGAUCGGCAGUUUACUUCACAUCUUGUAGCUCGGCCCACUGAUCUGGCUCAAACUCAGUUGCAAUAUCAGGCUCGGAGUUGGCAUUCAUCAUUUUCUAAUCAUCAGCAUUUACAUGACAGAAACCGUCUAUGUUUACAACGACAGCCUCCAUCUUCCAAGAAGAAUGAUGGUUCUGGGACAUAUACUAAGUUGCAGAAUACCCAGGUGAGGGCUAUGCCUGAGAAGAAACCAAGAAAAAAGAUGGAAUCAGAAAGCAAGCAAGAAAAGGCUAAUCGUAUAAUAUCAGAGGCCAUAGCAAGAGCAAAAGAGCGUGGUGAGCGCAAUAUUCCACGAGUAAUGAGCCCUGAAAACUUUCCUAGCGCCUCAGUGGAAGGAAAAGAGGAAAAAAAAGGGAGAAGGACAAAAUCUAAGCCAAAAGACAAAGACAACAAAAAACCAAAAACUUGUUCUAAACUGAAAGGGAGGACAAAAAUUGGCAAGCUUAUUAUUACAUUGAGUAAGAAACAAAAAAGAAAGAAUGAAUCUUCUGAUGAAAUAUCUGAUGCAGAGCAGAUGCCACAACAGACGUUCAAAGAUCAAGACUCUCAAAAAAGAAGAUCUAAUCGACAAAUUAAAAGAAAAAAAUAUGCAGAAGAUGCAGAAGGGAAACAAUCUGAAGAAGAAGCUAAAGGCUCUAUAAAAAUAAAAAAGAACUCAGCUCCUUUACCUGGUGAACAGCCUUUACAGUUAUUUGUGGAGAAUCCUAGUGAGGAAGAUGCUGCAAUUGUAGACAAAAUACUGUCUUCUAGAAUUAUAAAAAAGGAAAUACCAUCUGGAGUCAUAAUUGACACAGAAGAAUUUUUUGUGAAAUACAAAAAUUACUCUUAUCUUCACUGUGAAUGGGCGACAGAACAACAGCUUUUGAAAGAUAAAAGGAUACAGCAGAAAAUCAAACGAUUCAAAUUACGACAAGCACAGAGAGCACAUUUUUUGGCAGAUAUGGAAGAAGAGCCCUUUAACCCAGACUACGUUGAAGUAGACAGAGUACUAGAAGUUUCUUUUUGUGAAGAUAAAGAUACUGGUGAGUCUGUUAUUUACUACUUGGUAAAGUGGUGCUCAUUGCCAUAUGAAGAUAGUACCUGGGAAUUAAAAGAAGAUGUAGAUCUUACAAAAAUAGAAGAGUUUGAACAACUGCAAGCUUCAAGGCCUGACACAAGACGUCUGGACCGCCCUCCCUCUAAUAUUUGGAAGAAAAUUGAUCAAUCCAGGGAAUAUAAAAAUGGUAAUCAACUCAGGGAAUAUCAAUUAGAAGGACUCAACUGGCUUUUGUUCAACUGGUAUAAUAGACGAAACUGCAUUUUAGCAGAUGAAAUGGGUCUUGGCAAAACCAUUCAGUCAAUUACAUUCCUCUACGAAAUCCUUCUGACUGGUAUAAGAGGACCUUUCCUGAUUAUUGCACCACUUUCUACCAUUGCUAAUUGGGAGAGAGAAUUUCGUACUUGGACGGAUAUUAAUGUUGUGGUUUAUCAUGGGAGCCUGAUUAGCAGACAGAUGAUACAGCAAUAUGAGAUGUACUUCAGGGAUUCACAGGGACGCAUCAUUCGAGGAGCUUACAGAUUCCAAGCCAUCAUCACUACUUUUGAAAUGAUUCUUGGAGGUUGUGGAGAGCUUAAUGCAAUUGAAUGGCGAUGUGUGAUUAUUGAUGAAGCACACAGAUUAAAAAAUAAAAAUUGUAAACUCCUAGAAGGUCUGAAACUCAUGAAUCUGGAGCACAAGGUGCUUUUGACUGGUACUCCUCUACAAAACACAGUUGAAGAACUGUUCAGCCUUCUUCACUUUCUUGAACCCUUAAGGUUUCCUUCAGAAUCAACAUUUAUGCAAGAAUUUGGAGAUCUUAAAACAGAGGAACAGGUGCAAAAACUUCAAGCUAUCCUGAAACCAAUGAUGCUGAGACGAUUAAAAGAAGAUGUGGAAAAGAAGUUAGCACCUAAAGAAGAGACCAUUAUUGAAGUAGAACUUACUAACAUUCAAAAGAAAUACUACAGAGCUAUUUUAGAGAAGAACUUUUCAUUUUUAUCCAAAGGAGCAGGACAAACUAACGUACCUAACUUGGUUAAUACCAUGAUGGAGCUUAGGAAAUGCUGCAACCAUCCAUAUCUUAUUAAAGGUGCUGAGGAGAAAAUACUUGGAGAAUUUAGAGAUACAUAUAAUCCAGCGGCUUCUGACUUUCAUCUCCAAGCAAUGAUCCAGUCUGCUGGUAAAUUGGUCCUUAUUGAUAAAUUACUUCCCAAAAUGAAAGCAGGUGGUCAUAAAGUGCUCAUUUUCUCUCAGAUGGUACGCUGCCUUGACAUCCUAGAGGACUAUCUCCUACACAAAAGGUAUUUAUAUGAGCGGAUUGAUGGAAGAGUCAGAGGAAAUCUUCGACAAGCUGCUAUAGAUCGGUUUAGUAAACCUGAUUCAGAUCGAUUUGUUUUUCUUCUUUGUACUCGGGCUGGUGGUCUGGGCAUCAACUUAACUGCAGCUGAUACAUGCAUAAUUUUUGAUUCUGAUUGGAAUCCUCAAAAUGACCUUCAGGCCCAAGCUCGUUGCCACAGAAUUGGUCAGAACAAAGCAGUUAAAGUCUACAGAUUAGUAACUCGUAACUCAUAUGAGAGAGAAAUGUUUGACCGAGCUAGUCUGAAACUGGGCCUAGAUAAAGCUGUGCUACAGAGCAUGAGUGGAAGAGAAAGUAACGUUGGUGGUAUUCAACAGCUUUCUAAAAAAGAAAUAGAAGACCUACUUCGAAGAGGUGCUUAUGGUGCCAUUAUGGAGGAGGAAGAUGAAGGCUCUAAAUUCUGUGAAGAGGAUAUUGAUCAGAUUUUACUACGUCGUACAAAAACUAUUACUAUUGAAUCAGAAGGACGUGGAUCAACAUUUGCCAAGGCAAGUUUUGUGGCAUCUGGAAACCGGACAGAUAUUUCCUUAGAUGAUCCUAACUUCUGGCAGAAAUGGGCUAAAAAAGCAGAAAUAGAUAUAGAUGCCAUCAGUGGCCGAAAUAGCUUGGUUAUUGACACCCCAAGAAUUAGGAAACAAACAAGACCCUUCAGUGCAACAAAAGAUGAAUUGGCUGAAUUAUCUGAUGCUGAAAGUGAAGGAGAUGAAAAACCCAAACUCCGGAGACCCUGUGACCGUUCAAAUGGCUAUGGAAGAACUGAAUGUUUUCGAGUUGAGAAAAACCUGCUAGUUUAUGGGUGGGGCCGAUGGAGAGAGAUUCUAUCUCAUGGACGUUUUAAAAGGCAGCUGAAUGAGCAUGAUGUAGAAAUCAUCUGCCGAGCGCUAUUAGCCUAUUGCCUUGUUCACUACCGAGGUGAUGAAAAAAUUAAAGGCUUUAUAUGGGAUCUCAUCACUCCAACAGAAGAUGGGCAAACACGUGAGCUACAAAAUCACCUUGGCUUAUCAGCUCCUGUACCAAGGGGUCGAAAAGGGAAGAAAGUCAAGACUCAAACAAGCUCAUUUGAUAUACAGAAAGCAGAAUGGCUACGAAAAUAUAAUCCCGAGCAGCUACUUCAAGAUGAAGGCUACAAAAAACAUAUAAAACACCACUGUAAUAAAGUAUUGCUACGUGUAAGGAUGCUAUACUAUCUAAAGCAAGAAGUCAUUGGAAAUGAGUGUCAGAAAGUAUUUGAUGGAGUUGAUGCAAGUGACAUUGAUGUUUGGGUACCAGAACCAGACCAUUCAGAAGUUCCUGCUGAGUGGUGGGACUUUGAUGCUGAUAAAUCGCUCCUUAUUGGGGUUUUUAAACAUGGUUAUGAAAAGUAUAACACUAUCAGAGCAGACCCAGCACUAUGCUUCUUGGAAAGAGUGGGGAAACCUGAUGACAAAGCAGUUGCAGCUGAACAAAGAGCAAAUGAUUACAUGGAUGGGGAUGUUGAAGACCCAGAAUACAAACCUGCACCUGCCAUCUUUAAGGAUGAUAUAGAGGAUGAUGUUUCCUCACCUGGGGAUCUUGUUAUAGCAGAUGGAGAUGGUCAAUUAAUGGAAGGGGAUAAAGUUUAUUGGCCCACUCAAUCAGCUUUGACCACACGCCUGAGACGUCUUAUCACUGCAUACCAGCGAACUAAUAAAAAUAGACAAAUUCAGCAGAUACAGCCAGCAUUCUCAGUGCCUGCCAACAUCAUGCAGCCUCUUUAUGAAGAAACCACCCUCAACCCUAAAAUGGCAGCUAAGAUAGAAAGACAGCAGAGGUGGACAAGAAGAGAAGAAGCUGACUUUUAUAGAGUUGUGUCUACUUUUGGAGUAGUUUUUGACCCUGACAGAGGCCAGUUUGAUUGGACAAAAUUUAGAGCUAUGGCUAGGCUACACAAGAAAACUGAUGACAGCUUGGAGAAGUACUUGUAUGCGUUCAUGUGCAUGUGCCGGAGGGUGUGUCGUCUUCCUUCCAAAGAAGAAUUGGUGGAUCCAAAUAUUUUUAUUCAACCAAUCACAGAAGAACGUGCUUCUAGGACUUUGUAUCGCAUUGAACUUCUAAGAAAAGUGCGAGAGCAGGCCCUUCGCCAUCCACAGUUGUUUGAACGCCUGAAGCUUUGCCAUCCAAACCCAGACUUGCCAAUCUGGUGGGAAUGUGGCCCCCAUGAUAGAGAUUUACUUAUUGGCGCUGCCAAACAUGGGGUGAGCCGAACAGACUAUCACAUUCUACGUGAUCCUGAACUCUCAUUUAUGGCAGCUCAAAGGAACUACAGUCAGAGUAAGACAACUCAUUCAAGGUCUUCUACCCCUCUUUUACAGCAAUAUCAAGUAGCCCUUUCUGCAUCUCCUCUUACCUCUUUACCUAGGCUCAUGGAUGGUAAGGGUAUUAUCCUAGAGGAUAUGAAAGUUAAAAGAGAAAGCUUUAAAGAAGAGCCUCAGUCUUCUGAAGAAGAAUCCGUGUCUUCUUUGGAAACCAGAACACUAAUAAAGUCUGAGCCUGUAAGCCCAAAGAAUGGUGUUUUAUCACAGGCCACAGUAGAACAGAAAUCUGGUGGAAAAGCUGAAGCAGACAGACGCAUGGUUGCAGCCAGAACAGAACCUCUGACUCCAAAUCCAGCUUCAAAGAAACAGAGAGUCCACAAAAGAGGAUCAGAAUCUAGCUCUGACUCUGACUCAGACUCUGAGAGAUCAUCAUGUUCUUCCAGAUCAUCGUCUUCCUCAUCCUCUUCCUCUUCUUGUUCUCACUCCCGCUCAGGCUCUAGUUCUUCUUCAUCCUCAUCUUGUUCUUCAGCAUCCUCUUCCUCCUCCUCAUCCUCCUCUUCUUCCUCCUCAUCUUCUUCAUCGUCAUCAGAAGAAAGUGACAGUGAAGAAGAGGAAAGCCAAAAGCGAGCUAGGCUACUCACAGUCCCAGAACAUCCCAUGCCUGCAGCUCUUCUGGGCAGCCAUCUCAUAGUCCUGGCAUCUCCAUUGGGCCUUCAUGCAGCAGAAGGCACUGCUCACAUAAAAGCCUAUGAUGAAGAAAGUGUUGCAUCACUAAGCACCACCCAGGAUGAAACCCAGGAUAGUUUCCCUGCAAAUAACGGGACCCCAGAAUCUGCUCGUCUCUUACAAGGUGGAUACAUGUUGGCAGCCUCUUACUGGCCAAAGGAUCGGGUGAUGAUCAACCGGUUGGAUAGUAUUUGUCAAACAGUUCUGAAAGGGAAGUGGCCUUCUGCUAGAAGAAGUUAUGAUGCUAACUCAGUGGCUUCUUUCUAUACCACAAAACUUCUGGACAGUCCUGGAGCAGCUACAGAACAUAGCGAGCCCAUUGUGGCCACUCCCCCACGUGCUGGUGUGAAAGAAGAACGUGAGCAGUCGACACAGAUGUCAAAGGUGAAGAAGCAUGUGCGAGAAAAGGAGUUUACAGUGAAAAUCAAAGACGAAGGUGGUUUGAAGUUGACAUUUCAGAAGCAAGGGCUUGCACAGAAGAGACCAUUUGAGAAAGAAGACGGUGCUCCUGGGCAGCAGCAGUACCUCACCCGACUGCGGGAGCUUCAGAGUGCAUCAGAGACAAGCCUUGUCCACUUGCCAGAAUCCGGGCCAGCCUCAGGUACUUCCAUUCAAUCAUCCCUUGGUGCCAAUGGAGUAAUAUUAGAAAACCAGCCUAUUGUAAAAAAAAGGCGGGGAAGGAGAAAGAAUGUAGAAGGAGUUGACCUUCUCUUUUUGAACAAAAGUAAACCACCUAGCCAUCUUACUUUAGGCUUAACCACCUCACAGAUUUCCACAGGGAUAAAUCCAGCACUCUCCUAUACUCAGCCUCAAAGAAUUCCUGAUCUAGAAAGUCCAGUACCAGUUAUUAAUCUUAAAGAUGGGACAAGACUUGCAGGAGAUGAUGCCCCGAAGAGAAAGGAUCUGGACAAAUGGCUUAAGGAACACCCCGGUUAUGUGGAAGACUUGGGAGCUUUCAUUCCACGAGUGCAGUUUCAUGAAGGAAGGCCUAAGCAAAAAAGGCAUCGUUGCAGAAAUCCCAAUAAACUAGAUGUUAAUAGUCUCACUGGAGAAGAACGUGUUCAGCUGAUUAACAGAAGAAAUGCUAGAAAGGUCGGAGGUGCAUUUGCUCCUCCUUUGAAAGAUUUAUGUAGAUUUCUAAAAGAAAAUUCAGAAUAUGGAGUUGCUCCGGAAUGGGGAGAUGUUGUAAAACAAUCUGGAUUUCUUCCAGAAAGUAUGUAUGAACGAAUCCUCACUGGUCCUGUUGUGAGAGAGGAGGUAAGCAGGAGAGGGCGGCGGCCUAAAAGUGGAAUUGCAAAGGCUACUGUAGCAGCAACUGCUACUGGCAAUAAUGUUUCCGGAAACCCUUUGUUGGCCAAUGGAUUACUACCAGGUGUGGAUCUAACAACUCUUCAGGCCUUACAACAAAAUCUCCAAAACUUGCAAUCACUGCAAGUUACUGCAGGACUGAUGGGAAUGCCUGCUGGCCUUUCUUCUGGAGGAGAAGCUAAAAAUAUGGCUGCUAUGUUCCCUAUGCUGCUGUCAGGAAUGGCUGGACUACCAAAUCUGUUGGGCAUGGGAGGAGCCCUAACAAAGCCUACAGAAUCUGGGGUAGAAGAAAAAAAGGGAAAUGACUCCAAGGAGCUAGAAGGAAAAAAAGAAAGGACAGAGAGCCAAAGUACAGAGAAUGGUGGAGAAAGCUCUGUGUCAAGUUCUCCUUCAACUUCCUCAACUGCUGCAUUAAAUUCAGCUGCAGCUGCCAACCCGUUAGCUCUUAACCCACUGUUACUAUCUAAUAUACUUUAUCCAGGGAUGCUUCUCACUCCAGGCCUUAAUCUUCAUAUUCCAGCUUUGUCUCAGUCCAAUACUUUUGAUGUACAGAAAAACAAAAACAAUGACUUAGGUCUGUCUAAGUCUGUACAAGUAAAGGAAGAAGACUCCAGAGUUAGAGAUCAGGAAGAGAAAGGGGCAACUGACCCCAGUCCUCUCAAUGAGAACAGCACAGAUGAGGGUUCAGAGAAAGCUGAUGCUUCGUCUGGAUCUGAUAGUACAUCAUCAUCAUCCGAAGACUCGGAUUCCAGUAAUGAAGAUUGACUUCAAGACUCUGCACUUAAAUUAUGAACUGAUUUAAUUUUUUUCUUUAAUUAUUAAUUGUAAAUAUCCAGUGUUGAGUGCAUCAAUAACUUACUGACCGAACAUUUCAGUUAUUUGUUUAGAAGUGCAAACUGCUUUCAGAGAUGUUUUGCAUGUAAUAUUUCUUAAGAUUCAUAAGUUUCUGAACUCGUAUGUACUAUCAAAUACAUAAAGGUAUAAAAUUACAACAAAAGGCAUUAUAAUUUUGUUGGGGGUUAAUUUUAUGAAAAUUAUGCUCAAUAAGAGUUGUAUAUUUAAUAUAUUUGCAGUGGACACAGAAUACUUUAUGCAUAUUACUGAUUUAAUUUGAAUAUAGUUUUACAGCCUCCUUGACACCUAUAAUUUACAGAUCAAAACUCAGCAAUAAUUUGGGCAGCUAAUGAAUGUCAUGAAAGCUGUAGAAUCUACAUUACCAUCCAUUGCUUUACUUACAUGAAAAUGCUCUAGUGUUGUGAUGCACUGCUGAUGUUUCCAAUUCAGGUACAAAUGUGUUUUAAAGAAGAAAUAAGUUUCCCAACCAGCCAAUUUACCUGGCUACCUACCGUUACCUCAGCUGAGUUAGUUUAGGACGUUUACAUUCGUUUCUAAUUCUGUACUUGUUUUCAGGGGUUUUUUAAACACAUCCUAUAUAUCAUGUUAAUCUGGCAAGGACUGUGACUUGCUUUUUGCUGAGCUUAACUCAGAAAUCAGUAAAAUUAAGUCAUAAAAUAAUCCUGUGUCAUGUGAUUUGGCACCCUAUAUACUUUUCAGAGUUUGGCCUCCUAUUAAAAGUAAUUAUGUCUCAGAUGAGUAAUGUCUGUUUCCAGGGUUCAAAAAGGGCAGAUUCAUGAAAUGCCACUGAAAAGAACUUUCAACACAACAUCCUUCAUGCAUAAGAAGUUGUUUGUUUGCUUUUUUUGUUAGAGAUUUCUGUUUGUGUUUUAUGUCCUGGAAAUAUUCCAAAAUAACAGAUAUUGGUGAUAAAGUAACAUGCAGAUGGUGUGAAUUCAUUUUGAGUUUCUAGGUAUUAGCAGACUAAAUGUUGCCCAGAAUCAGUGUUGGGUUAUCAGUUUAGAAUAAAUACUGAGCUGCCCAUUCCAAAAAUGCACUUUGACUAGUCUCAAAAAGAUGUACAAGUGUUACCUAUGACGUCCAAGGCUUCUGUUCAGUUUCUUAAAACUCUUUAUCAUGUAAAAUUUGCUUGGUAUUUGAUUUGUGAUAGUUUCUCCUGCAAAGCUGCUAUCAUUCUGACAAGGUAGAGGUCUGAGGUUCACCUUUAUAGACAUUGAAAACCAUUAGAACUAAAUCAGACAUAAAAAUUGACUUAAAUUCUAAAGGAGAUAAAUGUUAGCAUUUUUCUGGUACCCAUUUUUAAAGGGGGAUAAAUUUGGGGCAGGUUAUAUACCUAGUUCUCUCCUACAAGAAAAACAACUUUCAUUAUGUUUUGAUAGAGCUGUCAUGAGCUAAAAAACUGCAUUGAGUUUUCCAAGACCUUUACCAGUAAAUUAUGUUUCUGUAUGUAAAAUAACUAACCCCUUAUUAGAUCCAGUGUUAUAUGUAUUUACCAAAUUGUUAAGUUCCAUUGGGAUUGUAUUACUAAUUUUUUGUAUUUUCCCAAAAUAGUACUUUGAAUUGAUAGUUCUUUAUGCAAUGUCUUAGCAAUAGUCACUGUAAUGCCCAUUCAGAGAAGUGGGUAGUAAUAUUUCAUCAUGAAAAUGGUAUAUUACAUAUUUAGUAUGUCCCUUUUCAGUAUUGCACUUUUGUUUAACUAGAGUACACAUAUGAGAUAGCCAAAGUUUUUUAAAUACAAUUAACUUAGGUUAACGGUGGAAUAUUUCAAAACCACCCACAUUUCCCUUCCUUCCUCUGUCUCUGCCCACAUCACCUCUAUUCCUGUCUUUCCCCAAUUACAAAAAGGGAAAAAUAAAAGGAAAGAAAAAAAACUAGAUCUUGACACUAAAAUCUAAUUUAUAGCAAAAUCUAUGAGAUAAAAUAUUUUCCUAAUUAUGGUCAAAUGAAUUUGGUAAAUAUCUUAGUGAUUCUCUUUCUAUGUAAUAAGGCAAUUACAGUUUUCAAAGCAUUAAAGCAAAUGUUAACUUUAAACAUUCUCUUGGAUUUUACAACAUUUUUAUGUUGUCUUGAUUGGGGGAAAGUUUUCCAGGCAUCAGCUAAGAAAAAACAUGCAAAAAUGGUUAUGUAAAAUUAAGAGUUAUAAGGAAAAAAAGAUCAAUAGGAUUACAUAAUAUUAAAGUUGCAGUUGAACAGAUAUCCCAGUAUGUGUUGAUAGUUACUAACGGAAUUAUAGCUGGUAUUGCCUUGUAUUUAUAGCCCUUUUUCAGGUUUCACGAUCCAAGUCUUAGUCCAAUUUUUCUUUUGGACAUUUGCAAUAUUUACCAGUUGUGUUUUGUGUAGUCUGAAUUUGCUUUCUGUAGUUGAGCAAACGUCUUAAAAAAAAAGUCAUUUGUAAUUUAUUAAAUUACUUUCUAUGAUGUUCUAUAGAGCAAAUGGAAGUUUAAUUAUUUUUUAUUAAACAUAUUCUUUGACUACC
This is a messenger RNA of Jaculus jaculus (lesser Egyptian jerboa), 11656 nucleotides long. It is a transcript of the gene Chd9, whose product is annotated as chromodomain helicase DNA binding protein 9. Lineage: Eukaryota; Metazoa; Chordata; Mammalia; Rodentia; Dipodidae. The transcript has 40 exons. Gene Ontology annotation, molecular function: ATP binding; ATP-dependent chromatin remodeler activity; protein binding. Bases 298 to 9090 code for a protein of 2930 amino acids. The record is from RefSeq and is a predicted model, not a curated record.